AUGCCCAAAAGCACAACGGAAGACUUUACGACAUCAAGCGAUAAACGCCCUCGCAGCACCAGUAGAACAACGAAUGCUCCUCUCCAUUUUACCUUCCACAAACCAGGGUGCCAUAUAGAGAGCUGUUGCGGUGUCUGUAACCUAUUCCCUGGGGUGCUGCUCAUAGCGUUCUGUCAAGUUCUGGCUGGAUCUAUUCUUCUGACCCUGAUCCUAACCCAUGGAAAGCAGUAUGAUGAAAUGCAUCAGACUCCAACAUCACAGUUUAUGAGCAUGGCUUCUGGUGCGGUACUUAGCGGAGUGACAGGGGCAGGACUCCUAUUGAUUAUAGUCGCACUCACAGAGAACUGCAGAGCUAUGUUGGUGUACCUCCUCGUCGCAUCGUUGGUUUGGAUGGGCAUCGUAUCCUUAGCUGUCACUAAGAUAAGUACAGCUUGCGUGCGGUUCCAGGAUGCUCCGAAGAUAAAAGACGAGCAGCAUCGAUUGGCCAAUUUGGCAUGCGUUAGCGGACUCUGCACUUUUAUUGGAGCCCUUUUAUACUUCUUCUCCUUCGUGGUGGUGUUCAGUUUCUACCACUUCCGGUACGUAAGGCGCGCCAUUUUGAUGCACGAAGCUGAAUGCGAAUAAAUUUUGUACUAACUGUUACUAAUAUUCAAGCUUGGGUCGUAUUUAGAAUUGGUUUUGGAUAUUGUUUGGUACUAACGAUGGU
Pararge aegeria (speckled wood butterfly) is the source of this 706-nucleotide messenger RNA. RefSeq lists its product as uncharacterized. The transcript is spliced from 5 exons. NCBI's taxonomy places the organism in Eukaryota, Metazoa, Arthropoda, Insecta, Lepidoptera, Nymphalidae. The record is from RefSeq and is a predicted model, not a curated record. Bases 1 to 624 code for a protein of 207 amino acids.